AUGGGUUCUUUAGGCACAACCAAAAAGCUUCAUGCUGUGUGCAUUCCAUUCCCAGCACAAGGCCACAUAAACCCAAUGCUCAAACUAGCAAAGCUUCUCCAUUUUAGAGGCUUCCAUAUAACCUUUGUUAACACAGAGUAUAACCAUAAACGGCUUCUCAAAUCUAGAGGAUCUGAUUCCCUAAAUGAUGUUCCAUCAUUUUGCUUUGACACCAUCCCUGAUGGUCUACCUGAGUCUGAUGCGGAUGCCACACAAGAUGUGAGUUCCCUGUGUGAGUCUACAACAAAGACUUGCUUAGCUCCAUUCAAGAACCUCAUUUCAAAACUGAAUAAUGCCUCAGAUGUCCCUCCUGUGACUUGUAUAGUUUCUGAUGGUGUUAUGAGCUUCACUCUUGAUGCUGCCCAAGAACUUGGCAUCCCAGAGGUGCUUUUCUGGACAACUAGUGCAUGUGGGUUCAUGUGUUACAUGCAAUAUCGCCAACUCAUUGAAAAGGGCUUAACACCCCUUAAAGACUCAAGUUAUAUCACAAAUGGGUAUUUGGAGACAAUCAUCGAUUGGGUGCCAGGCAUCAAAGAAAUCCGUCUAAAGGACAUGACUAGCUUUAUAAGAACCACAAACCCAGAAGAAUUUAUGUUAGAUUUCAUACAAGGGGAGUGCGAGAGAGCUAAAAAAGCUUCUGCAAUCAUUUUGAACACAUUUGAUGCAUUAGAGCAUGAUGUUUUGGACGCAUUGUCAUCCAUACUGCCACCAUCGGUCUAUUCCAUUGGUCCCUUGAAUUUACUCUUAAAUGAUAUCAAUUAUGAAGAUUUGAAAACAAUAGGGUCAAAUCUUUGGAAGGAAGAGCCAGAGUGUCUAGAAUGGCUAGACUCCAAAGAACCUAACUCUGUGAUUUACGUGAACUUUGGUAGCGUCACGGUUAUAACAAGUGACCAAUUGAUAGAGUUAGCUUGGGGACUUGCUAAUAGCAACAAAACCUUUUUGUGGGUUAUAAGACCAGAUGUUGUAGCAGGGGAAAAUGCUAUUUUACCUUUAGAGUUCGUGAAUGAGACAAAAAAGAGAGGCCUAAUGGUAAGUUGGUGUCCCCAAGAGCAAGUUUUGGCUCACCCCGCAAUUGGAGGGUUCUUGACACACAGUGGUUGGAAUUCAACGUUGGAAAGUGUGUGUGGAGGUGUUCCUAUGCUUUGUUGGCCUUUCUUUGCGGAGCAACAAACCAAUUGUAGAUUCUCUUGCAAGGAAUGGGGUAUUGGGUUGGAGAUUGAAGAUGUUAAGAGGAAUAUAGUUGAAAGCCUUGUGUUGGAGUUGAUGGAGGGUCAAAAGGGUAAAGAGAUGAAAGCUAAAGCUUUGGAAUUGAAGAAUUUGGCACAUGAUGCUACUUCUGCUCCACAUGGAUCUUCGUUUCUCAAUAUGGAUAAUAUGGUUCGUCAAGUUCUUAUGGGCAAAGUUGAUAAAAACUAG
Gastrolobium bilobum is the source of this 1455-nucleotide messenger RNA. Its product is annotated as 7-deoxyloganetin glucosyltransferase-like. Gene Ontology annotation, molecular function: UDP-glycosyltransferase activity. The record is from RefSeq and is a predicted model, not a curated record. The transcript has 2 exons. The coding region runs from base 1 to 1455 and encodes 484 amino acids. Lineage: Eukaryota; Viridiplantae; Streptophyta; Magnoliopsida; Fabales; Fabaceae.